GCUUUCUCAUCUCGGGCUUUUGUUCUCCGUCGGGGCAGUAAAGUGAAGUUUGGGCAGCGUUAUUCCGCGGGACAUCCCGUAUCAGAAUCACAGGGAUAGCAUUAGAGCUGCUUUAUUUCCUUGAGGAAAAGCUCUCAGGAGGAUUUAAUCGCAGCGAGCUUUCCUUUUCCUCGCAAUGGAAACUCCAUCAUCAUCAUCAUCAUCAUCAUCAUCAUCAAUGAUCUUGAGAGGAACGCGAAGUUUUGCUGGAUGAAUGCUGACAGGAUUUUACAGCGAAUGAACCCCUUCUCCUCCCUAAAACGGGUUUUUAAGGAUAUCCCCGCGGAUCUACAACUCUCUUUAGGAACUCUUUAGCAGAACUUUACCUCAAGUGUGUUUGAAACGGCAAGCGCGCUCUGGAUACAUUUCCUUUGAUCGCUCUUUUUUUUUUGGAUACAAUGUUGCGAAUCUGAGGUGAAUGUAUCAGGCUCGGAGAAACCCUGACUGUGAUCAUGGCGCUCUCAGGUAGAUCUCUGGACACUUUGCACCUCAUUUUAUUCGUUUUAUGGACUUUAUCGCGCUACUCUUUAUCCAGUCAAGUUCGGCAGGAGUUUGAGGUUCUGGAGGAGCAGCCGGUGGGCACAUAUGUGGGCACCAUCGACACCAAACCCUCUUUCACAUACAGAUUCAGCGAACACCACAAACUUUUUUCCAUCAACGCCACGACGGGCGUCAUCUACACGUCCUCCGUGAUCGACAGAGAAGUUCUGUCUAGUAACAUCAUUAAUGUGGUGGUUCUCUCCAGCCAGCCCACUUACCCCACCGAGGUGCGCAUCGUGGUUUUGGAUAUUAACGACAACGCGCCGGUGUUUCCUGACGCGUCCAUCGUGGUGUCGUUCAAAGAAGACGCGAGCAGCGGGCGUCAGGUGAUUCUGGACACCGCGACGGACGCGGACAUCGGGAGUAACGGAGUGGAUCACACCACCUACCGAAUCGUCAGCGGGAACGAUCAGCGAAAGUUUCGCUUGGAUAUCACCGUCAACCCGAGCGGAGAGGGCGCGUUUCUGCACCUGGUCUCCACAGGGGGGCUGGACAGAGAAUUAACCCCCUUCUAUCAGCUCCUCAUCCAAGUGGAAGACAAAGGAGAGCCCAAAAAGUUUGGGUUUCUGCAGGUAAACGUCACCAUUCAGGAUAUAAACGACAACCCGCCUGCUUUUGACCAGGAUCAGUACCAGACCAGUGUGUUCGAGGACACUGCAAUUGGCUCUAGUGUUCUGCAGAUAACAGCCACAGAUCUGGACGAGGGUGCAAAUGCUGAUAUAACAUAUAUUUUAGAUGAGGGAACUCCUUUUCAGAUUGACCCUAAAGCUGGGACUGUUAUUAUAAAGGAGGGGUUGGAUUAUGAGACAAAGAAAGAGUAUUCCCUCACUAUCCAUGCAGUAGACAACGGCGUCCCCUCUCUCUCAGGCAGGUCAGAAGCGACUAUAAAACUGCUCGAUGUGAAUGACAACGACCCCGUUGUUAAAUUUCGAUACUUCCCUACCACGUCCAAAUUCGCUUCGGUGGAUGAGAAUGCACAGGUGGGCACCGUAGUGGCUCUUUUGACCGUUUCCGAUUCAGAUUCAUCCACGGCUAAUGGUAAUAUUUCCGUUUCUAUACUUGGCGGAAACGAACAGAGACACUUUGAAAUAGUGCUGAAUAUCAGUGCCAAAGACCAAGGCCUGCAGCCGAAAAUCUCCUACACCAAAUUGAUAGUGAAUAUCACUGAUGUUAACGACCAGGUCCCCACUUUCACUCAAAGCACGUAUCACAUUUCCUUAGUCGAGCAUUCGCCGGCCGGCUCCGAGCUUGUGGUGCUCUCUGCGACAGAUUCGGAUCUCGGUGCCAAUGGCACGGUCCGAUUCUCAUUUGACCCUGAAACCCCCGUGAGUGUCCAGAAUAAGUUCAGGUUGGAUGCAAUAUCGGGCCGGUUGAGGACAGCCACAGAGUUAGACAGAGAAGAAGAGGGCUUCUAUCUGCUGCACAUCAAAGCCACAGAUGCAGGCACGCCCCCCCUUUACUCCAUCUGCAAAGUCAAUAUCACACUGAAAGAUGUUAAUGAUAACAGCCCAGUGUUUUACCCCGUGCAGUAUUUUGCCAAUAUCAAAGAAAACGAGCCCUCGGGCUCAUUUGUGACUAGUGUAACAGCUUCCGACCCUGACCUUAGCCGCAACGGCACUGUAAAAUAUGCCAUCACUGCUGGUGACUCUUACAAGUUUCACAUCAAUAGCAACUCUGGUAAAAUCACGACUUUAGUGCCACUCGACAGAGAGGAGAAAACCUCUUAUCAGCUGCAGGUCACUGCGACAGACGGAGGCGGAUUGCGCUCGCACACACAGGCUAUAGUCACUGUCACUGUUGUAGACACGCAAGAUAACCCGCCCGUGUUCAGUCAGAAAGACUACAGCUUUGUUAUGUUUGAGAACGUGGCCGUUGACACCAUUAUUGGCACCGUGUUGGCCACCACAGUAGAUCUAAACACAAAUAUUACUUAUUUGAUCACAUCGGGGGACCAGCGUGGUCUGUUUGCUAUCAAAGGCAGCACAGGGCAGAUCACAGCUUCGGGGCUGAUAGACAGAGAAGAGCAGGCGUUUUACCAGCUCAGGGUGAUUGCUAGGGGUGGGGAAGUUACGGGGGAAGCUUUAGUUAAUAUCACAGUGAAGGAUUUGAAUGAUAACGCACCUCAUUUCAUUCACAAUGUCGAGCAUGUCAGUGCUGUGGAAAACUGGGCCACCGGUCACCAUAUAUUCCAGGCUAAAGCUUCGGAUCCUGAUGAGGGGACCAAUGGCAUGGUCGUGUACAACCUCAAACAGAACCCCAAAGGCUUGUUUCACAUCCACGAAAGACACGGAUUGAUCACCCUCACUGGCCCCCUAGAAGUCACCACCAGCUCCUACCAGGUGGAGGUCAUGGCCUCUGACCUAGGUGUCCCUCAGCGCACCUCCAGCCUCAUUCUCACCAUCAGCGUGUACGACGUCAACGACAACACGCCAGUUUUUGACCAGCUCUCCUAUGAAGUCACCAUUCUGGAAUCCGAGCCAGUAAAUAGUCGCUUUUUUAAGGUGGAGGCCAGCGAUAAAGACUCAGGACUCAAUGGGGAAAUUGUGUAUGACAUCAUUAGCGGUAACACAAAUGACGCUUUUGGGAUUUUCCCUGAUGGGCAGUUGUAUAUUAAGGCAGAAUUGGACAGAGAAGUACAAGAUCGGUACAGUUUAUUAGUGGUGGCCAAAGACAGAGCCGUCGAAUCACUGAGCGCCAGCAUUAAUGUGACGAUUCUUCUCGACGAUGUCAAUGACAACCGUCCACUUUUCAACAGCACAAAUUAUGUGUUCCACUUCGAGGAAGAGCAGGAGCGAGGCUCUUUUGUCGGGCUGGUUUUUGCUGAGGAUAAAGACUUUGGGCCGAACAGCGAGGUACGUUACUCCUUUGAAACGCCACAGCCAAAUUUCGAGCUGAACGCCAUCACGGGUGUGUUGACCAGCACGCUACAGCUCGACCGUGAAUCUCUCAUGAGACAGAGAGGUGCCUCGGUGUUCAGUUUCACAGUCGUAUCCUCUGAUCAGGGCCUUCCCAAGCCUCUCAAAGACCUGGCCAAAGUUCAAGUGUACAUACAGGACAUCAACGACAACACACCGAAAUUCACCAAAGACAUUUACCAGGCCUCUAUCUCAGAAUCCGCCCAGAACAUGACACAGCUGCUCCGAGUCUCUGCCUCAGACGUAGAUGAAAAUAAAAACGGCCUUAUUCGCUACGACAUCGUGGAGGGAAAUGAGGAUAAACAGUUCAGCAUUGACAGCACUUCUGGUCAAGUUACUCUAGUGGGAAAACUAGACUACGAGACAACACCCUUUUACUCCCUCAAAAUUAUAACGGAGGACUCUGGGAUUGUGCCUCUGUCAUCCACAUGUGUGUUGAGCAUCAGUGUCCUAGAUGAUAACGAUAACUCUCCGUCAUUUCCCAAAUCAACUCUCACAGUGGAUGUGCUGGAGAACAUGCGGAUUGGAGAGCUGGUCGCCUCCGUAACCGCUACAGACUCUGACUCUGGUUCCAACGCUGACAUCACGUACAGCAUCUCCGCCACAAACAACCACGGCACUUUCAGCAUCAGUCCCAACACUGGCAGCAUUUUCCUGGUCAAAAAACUGGAUUAUGAAACGCAGUCCUUGUACAAACUCAACGUCACAGCCAAAGACAGCGGAAGGCCAUCCAGGUCUUCCUCCAUUCCGGUCAUCAUUCACGUGAGAGAUUUUAAUGACAACCCUCCUGUUUUUACACCAGGUGACAUUUUUAAGUCCAUCCCUGAAAACCUCCCACUCUCCACCUCCGUCAUGACUAUAACAGCUCACGACACGGAUGCUGAUAUCAACGGCCAGCUGGUGUACUCCAUCGUGAUGCAGACUCCUAGAGGUGGUCAUUUCCGUAUCGACACCGCAUAUGGGGUGAUAUUCACGAACAAGGAGAUCGACAGAGAGUUCUCCAAUCUUUUUGAGCUGACCAUCAAAGCAACCGACCAGGCCGUGCCGGUCGAGUUCCGCCGUUUUGCUCUGAAAAACGUUACCAUAUGGGUGACGGACCAAAAUGACAACAUGCCAUUAUUUAUCUCCCAGAACGCCCUAGUGGCUGAAUCUAACAUAGUGAUCGGUUCUAUUCUGACUACAGUAGUGGCUUUUGACCCCGACGAGGGUGCCAACGGGGAGGUGGAGUAUGAACUCGUGAGGGGAGAUUCGAAUACGUUUAUCAUGGAUCGCUACAGUGGAGAUAUCAGACUCGCCUCUCAGCUCGUUCCCUCAAAACUCAUCUACAGUCUGACCGUGUCCGCUACGGAUCACGGCACGGACCGCAAGACCUCAAGGACGGAGUUGACCAUCAUCCUUCAGGGUUCGGAUGGCCCGGUCUUCUCCCAACCCAAAUACAUCACCAUUCUAAAGGAGGGCCAACCGCCUGGAACCAACGUCAUCUCUCUGGAUGCCUCCAUUCCACGUGGCACCGGCACCAAGGUGGAGUUUUUUAUUGUUUCAGUCCGGAGUGGUGGGAAGGCCGCAGGCCGGCUUUUCACCAUUGGCCGCUACUCUGGGGUGAUCCAGACAGCUGCAGAACUGGACAGGGAGCAAGGAUCGGACCUCUACUUGAUAGACGUGUACGCCACUGAAGCCGACUCCAGCCAGCCCAGAACGCAACAUGCAGAGGUUGAAAUCACUCUACAGGACGUGAAUGAUAACCCGCCGGUCUUUCCCACCGACACGCUAGAUAUCACCAUCCAGGAGAACAUCAGCGACAGCUUCAGGAUCCUGCAGCUCACGGCCACAGACGCAGAUGAGGGAGCGAACGCUCUGGUGACGUACUCCAUCAUCAGCGGUGCAGACGACAGCUUCCGCAUCGAUCCCGAGUCUGGCGAGCUGACGAACACCCGGCGUCUAGACCGCGAGCGCAGAUCCGAGUAUUCGCUGCUGGUGCGAGCUGAUGACGGGCUGCAGUCCUCCGAUGUACGGAUCAACAUCACCGUCAGCGACGUCAACGAUCACACACCACACUUCUCACGCGCGGUCUACUCCUUCGACAUCCCCGAAGACACCAGCGCAGGUUCGAUUGUGGCGGCGAUUCUGGCCAGUGACGCGGACUCGGGAUCAAACGGUGAGAUCACGUACUCCAUCGAGGAGGAUGAGGAGGACUCCACCUUCCUCCUGAACCCCGUCACCGGCGUCUUCAGCGUCACCCGUCCGCUGGACUUCGAGUCUCAGCAGCACUUCAUCCUGACGGCGCAGGCCCGGGACGGAGGAGGUCUGUCCAGCUCCGUACGAGUCUACUUCAACCUGCUGGAUAUGAACGAUAACCCGCCGCGCUUCAGCAGCUCCGUCUACAGCGGCUCGGUCCUGGAGAGCGUGAGUCCCGGAGCGACCGUCCUGAGCGUGAGCGCCACAGACACCGACGACGGGCCGAAUGCGGAGCUGCAUUACACCAUCGCUUCAGGAGACCCGCACUCGCAGUUCUCCAUCACAAACACCGGCGUCUUACAGACCAGGAACGCUCUGGACCGAGAGACGCAGUCAUUUUAUAACCUGGUCAUCACCGUGAACGACCUGGCCUUGCCUCCCUUGAGCCGCUUCACCAGCACCACACAGGUGUCUAUCAUCCUCCUGGACGUCAACGACUGCCCGCCUUCAUUCACGUCGCAAACGACGGCGUAUAUUCAAGAGAACACGCCGGUGGAUACGCUAGUGUUCAGAGCGCAGGCGAGCGACGCCGACAGCGGCCCCAACAGCUAUGUGGAGUAUUCCCUCAAAGCGCCGUUUGGGAAUAAAUUCAGCAUCGGGAACAUCGACGGCGGCGUGAUUCUGGUGGGCGAACUGGACCGCGAGGAGAUGGCCAAUUACUCUCUGACCAUCGUGGCCACGGAUAAAGGUGAGCCGCCGCUUUCCUCCAGCAUGGAGGUCACUAUGAUCGUGCUGGACGUGAACGACAACACACCUAGCUUCUCGCAGAACAUCUACGACAUCGAGAUCGAGGAGAACACGCUCAGCGGCGCAGAUGUCGUGCAGGUGUUCGCCAGCGACGCCGACGAGGGAACCAAUGGCCAGAUACGCUUCUCCAUCGCCGGCGGGAACGCCAACUCGGACUUCCGGAUCGACUCGGUGACGGGCGUGAUUUCUGGAAACUUGAGCUUAAGUCAGUUUGUGCGGAUCUUAAAGGAGGUUUGUGUUGUGUGGCAGGUGCUGGCCCGUGAUGAAGAUCUGGGCUCUAACGGUCAGAUCAGCUACUCUCUGAGCAGCGGGAACGAGGCGGGAGCGUUCAGCCUCACAUCCGGAGGUCAGCUGAACCUGAUCCGAACGCUGGACCGGGAAACUCAGGACAAGUACACGCUCAUCAUCACGGCGCAGGACGCAGGAACGCCAUCUUUAAGCAGUUCUGGUACUGUGAUGGUGCUGGUUGGUGAUGUGAAUGAUAAUAUUCCAUCAUUCAGCUCAAUGUCUUUCCACACGACCAUUCCUGAAGAUGCGCCCACUGGAACAGAUGUCCUGUUGCUCAACAGCUCCGAUUCAGACAUGGGACUCAAUGGAGUGAUCAGUUACAGUCUCAGUGGUGGGGACGGUCAGUUCUCUAUCAACCCAUCCACAGGCCUGAUCAUCACCAGCUCCUUGCUGGAUCGAGAGGCACGGGCGAGUUACCAGCUGCUGGUGGUGGCAACGGACGGUGGACAGCCCACUCCACUCUCCAGCUCUGCCACAGUGUCUGUGGUUGUGGCCGACGUCAAUGAUAACCCUCCACGGUUUCACCAUCAUCCAUAUGUUACGCACAUACCUGCUUCUACUUCCACAGGCUCACUGGUCUUUGCGGUCACAGUAACAGAUGAAGACUCCGGCUCAAAUGCUCAACUUCACUAUUCGCUCACUGGACGCAAUUCAGAAAAGUUCAAGAUAGACCCUAUCAGAGGUGCCAUUACUGCCAAUGAAAAACUCACAGGGAGUUCAGAGGUCACCUUCACGGUCCACGUAAAAGAUGGAGGCACCAACCCCAAAACAGACAGCACAACUGUUACGGUUCGCUUUGUUACUGGAGGAGGCUUUCCCCAUAUUAGAAUCAAGGAAAAAGCCUUCACCUUCCCAGAAAACCAACCUACAAACACUGUUGUGACUAAGGUGACCGGAUCUUCACCCAGGGCAGGUCCUUUAUCGUACUACAUUGCAAGCGGAAACCUGGACAAUGCAUUCCACAUAGAUCAACUUUCAGGAGAGCUGUCUAUCAAAAAGCCUCUGGACUAUGAGAAUAUUGAGAAGUACGUCUUGUGGAUAGAGGCCCGAGACCAAGGCUUUCCUCCUUAUUCAGCCUAUGAAAAAGUAGAGAUCGCAGUUCUGGACGUUAACGACAACCAUCCUACUUUUGAGCAAGAACCGUUCCACGCUGAGAUUUUAGAAAACCUCUCACCUCAACGUGUGCUGAUAGUAUCUGCGUUCGACCAGGACAGUGGACCAAAUGGGCAACUGGAAUAUGCCAUCAUUGAAGGCAACCAAGAAAACAGCUUCAGCAUCAACCGAGCAACUGGUGAAAUCCGCACAACACGACCACUGGAUCGAGAGAAGGCCGCUCAGUAUUCUUUGAGAGUGAAGGCAACGGAUAGAGGCAGUCCUCCUAAAAGCACGGCAGUCAAAGUCUUGAUCAGUGUGCUGGAUGUCAAUGAUAAUGCUCCCAGAUUCUCCAAAAUCUUUAGUGCCACUGUACCUGAAAAUGCACCAGUGGGCUUCACUGUUACCCGAGUAACCACCACCGAUGAAGAUGCAGGAGCUAACGCUAUAAGCCGAUACUCCAUCAGUGAUGCAAGUCUUCCCUUCAUUAUCCACCCCAGCACAGGAGAUAUCACCAUCAGUAGGCCUCUGAACAGAGAGGACACAAACCACUAUAUUACCAAAGUCUCAGCACACGAUUCAGGAUGGACUGUUAGCACAGAUGUCACAAUAUUUGUGACAGAUGUGAAUGAUAAUGCUCCAAAAUUUAGCAAGCCAUCAUAUUACCUGGACUAUCCUGAGCUGACAGAGGUCGGAUCCAUUGUGACUCAAGUCUCUGCCACAGAUCCUGACGAGGGUUUCAAUGGUAAAAUAUUUUACUUUAUCAGAUCGCAAACAGAGCACUUCCGAAUCAACUCCAGUUCUGGUGAGAUCUUCAUUAAACAGCAGCUCAGGUAUCAAAACUCCAGUGGCCACAAUAACAUCAAUGUAAACCGUCAUAGUUUCAUCGUCACCGCUUCAGACCGAGGCAUCAAGCCGCUCAUGAGCGAAACCACAGUUAUCAUAAAUGUAGUUGACAGCAAUGAUAACCCACCCACAUUUGAAUUUUCUUUUUACUUUACUCCUGUCACUAAAAGUGUAAAGGUCGGCACCAGACUCCUCAAAGUCACAGCCCAUGAUCACAAGGACUUUGGCCUGAACUCUGAAAUAGAGUAUGCAGUAUCUGGAGGAAACAGUUCCAGCAAGUUCCGCUUGGAUAAACAAACUGGAUCGGUCACAGUAGCAUCCUCGCUCACCGCAGACACAAAUAAAGUUUACCUGCUUGAAAUAACAGCAAGUGACAAAGGGAACCCUCCUCUGUCCGCUAAGACAACAGUCAAAAUAGCUGUUACAGAAGAGAACCAUCAUACUCCAGAGUUUUCACAGAACCAAGUAACAGUUACUGUGUCUGAAGGCCUGACUGUCGGCACAGCCAUUCGCACACUUUCAGCACGAGAUAAGGACAAGGACAAACAAAUGAAUGGCCUAGUUACGUACAACAUCUCCUCAGGUAAUGACGAUGGCUUGUUUUCAAUUAACAGUCAAACGGGCGUUUUAUCCCUGGCAAAGCCACUGGAUUACGAAACAAAACAGAAGCAUGAACUCAGAGUUUCUGCAACAGAUGGUGGGUGGAUUGCCAAAACAAGCUAUGUUACAGUUAAUGUCCUAGUUACUGAUGUAAAUGAUAACCCUCCUGUGUUCGACCCUGUGGAGUACUUCCCAGUCGUGCAGGAAAAUGUCCCCAGUGGCACUACUGUGGUAAAAAUGAAUGCAACUGAUAAAGACUCUGGGCCAAAUGCCCUGAUGGCAUAUGUCAUUCAGUCAUCAGACAGUGACUUGUUCAUAAUUGAUCCCAACACAGGAAUCAUCACCACACAAGGUUUCCUAGACUAUGAAGCUAAACAGGUGUAUCACCUUACCAUCAAAGCCUUUAAUGUUCCAGAUGAAGAACGAUGCAGCUUCGCAUAUGUUAACAUUCAGCUGAGAGGUGCUAAUGAAUACGUCCCUCGUUUUGUGUCAAAGCAGUACUACUUUGAGGUGUCAGAGGCAGCAUCUAAAGGCACAGUCGUUGGGGAGGUGUUUGCUAGUGACAGAGACUUGGGAGAAGAUGGCAUAGUGUAUUACUUGAUUUUUGGCAGAAGCAGAAAAAGGGGUUUUAGCAUUAAUAAAAAGACAGGCCAGAUCUACGUCGCAGGACCGCUUGAUCGUGAAAAAGAAGAAAAGAUUUCUCUCAAAGUCCUAGCUAAGAAUGAAGGAAGCAUAAGAGGAGCAGAUAUUGAUGAGGUGCUUGUGAACAUUACGAUUCUUGAUGCCAAUGAUCCUCCUGUAUUCACCCAGGAGCUCUAUGAUGUUCAGGUGAAUGAGGGACUAUCCCCUGGAGGCCUGGUUACAUUCGUCAGUGCUGAGGAUUCGGAUUCUGUCCCUAGCUGGAGCAGAUUCACCUAUGCCAUCACUGCCAACUAUGAAAAAAGUACCUUCACCAUCAACCCUCAGACAGGACAGGUGUCUGUGGCAUCAGAACUGGACCGGGAAACUGUCCCUGUUUACAACCUCACCAUCCUGGCAGUAGACUCAGGUUCUCCAGCUGCCACCGGCAGUGCCAUUUUAAUUGUGACCCUGGAGGAUAUUAACGAUAAUGGACCAACUUUGGAGACUACAAGUGGGGAAGUGAUGGAGAACCAGAGGGCAGGAACACCAGUGAUCACGCUCAGCUCAAGUGAUCCAGAUCUUGCACCAAAUCAAGGCCCAUUCUCCUAUAGCCUUGUCAGCACUGGAGCAGCAUCCAGCUACUUCACCCUCAGUUCAACUGGAGAGCUGACCACCAGCCGGGAGAUAGACCGAGAGCAGAUAAGUGAUUUCUACCUCUCUGUGAUUAUCAAAGACUCUGGUAUUCCUCAGAUGUCCUCAACAGGAACUGUCCACAUCAAAAUCAAUGAUCAGAAUGAUAAUCCCUCAGAGUCUCGCUCCGUAGAGGUCUACGUGCAUUAUUUUGGAAAUAUGUUCCCUGGAGGAUCACUGGGGGUGGUAAAGCCACAGGAUCCAGAUAUACAAGACACGUUCCACUGUUCUCUGACUCCAUCAACGGCUGUCCUCUUCAACAUUCCCACAGGAACCUGUGACCUCCGCUCAAACAGUCGCUCCACAGAUGGCACCUUUGAUAUAUCUGUGCGUAGCAGCGAUGGCAUCCAUGAGGCUGUCAACAGCCAUGUGCGUGUUUUCUUUAUUGGAUUCAAUAAUGCCACAGUGGACAACAGCAUCCUGAUACACGUCAUCUCCCAAAGCGCCAGUGAUUUCCUUACUAAUCACUACCUCAGUUUCCUGCGCAUCGCCAAUUCACAGCUAGCUGGUUUGGGCACUGGAGUCCAGAUCUAUGGGGUGUUUGAACUAAACAACAGCACUUUCCUUAUGGCAGCUGUCAAACGUGGUCAUGGGCAGUACGUCAAUCCAAGUGGAGUCGCCACUUUCUUCCAGAGCAUCAAGGAGAUUCUGCACAGACAAAGUGGAGUUAAGAUUGACUCUGUGGACUAUGAUCCCUGCUCCCACAAUCCGUGUCAAAAUGGGGGGAGCUGCAAGAGGCGGCUGGGUGUUGGCUCAGACAUGAAGACGGAGGAGAGUGUCCCGGUCAUCCUCGUCUCAAAUCGCCCCCUACAGCCAUACGCUUGUAACUGCAGGCCAGGUUAUGCCGGUGCCCUCUGCGAGACUGACAUCGAUGAGUGCCAGCCAACACCUUGCCACAAUGGAGGAACUUGCCACAACUUGGUCGGCGGAUUCUCUUGUUCCUGUCCAGAAGGUUUCACUGGGAUGGCUUGUGAGAGGGACAUCAACGAGUGCCUUUCGAACCCCUGCCAGAAUGGGGCACUAUGCCAGAAUUAUCCCGGUGGCUUUAACUGCCUGUGCAAAUCUGGAUUUGCAGGGAAAGCCUGUGACUCCAUCAUCAAUUACUGUGAGUGUAACCCCUGUUUUAAUGGGGGUUCCUGCCAGAACCGGGUGGAAGGCUAUUACUGUCAUUGUCCUUUUGGUGUGUUUGGAAAGCACUGUGAACUGAACAGCUACGGAUUUGAGGAGCUGUCUUACAUGGAGUUCCCCAGCCUCGACCCCAACAACAACUACAUCUACAUCAAGUUUGCCACACUGAAGGAAAACGCUUUGCUCAUGUACAAUCACGACAACCAGACCGGCGACAAGGCAGAGUUCCUGGCCCUCGAGAUCUUAGAAGGCAGAAUGAGGUUCUCGUUUAACUUGGGGAGUGGCACUUACAAGCUCAUGACGACCAUCAGGGUCUCAGAUGGCCAGUUCCACACGGUCAUCGGCAGGAGGGCAGGAAUGGCUGCGUCGCUCACUGUUGACCUGUGUGGGGAGGAACAGGAACCGGGAUACUGUGCCGUCAGCAAUGUGGCUGUUCAUACCGACUGGGUUCUGGAUGUCCAGCCGAACCGUCUGUCUGUUGGGGGCGUUCGGUCGAUUGAAGCCCUCCUGCAUCGUCGAGGUCAGGUGGCCACGCAUGACUUUGUCGGGUGCAUCAUGGAGUUUGCUGUCAAUGGACGUCCGCUGGAACCGUCUCAAGCUCUGGCUUCACACGGCAUUCUGGACAGAUGCCCCAGGUUAGAGGGUGCGUGUGUCGCCGAGCCCUGCAGACAUGGUGGGACAUGUCUGGACAUGUGGUCGUGGCAGCAGUGCCAGUGUAUUGAGGGUUUCACUGGACCCACCUGUGAGAAAUACAUCACCGCAGAUACAGCUGUAUCUCUGGACGGUUCGGGUCGUUUGGACUACGGUUUGAGUCAGAGCCGCAAGAGAGAUGUGUUGUUGGCACGAGCGCUGCAGGACCCCGGCAGACCCAUCCCGGAAUACAGCAGCCUGGAGCUGAAGUUCCGCACGCGCAGUGGCUCUGGAACGCUGCUGCACGCACAGGAGAGCUCCAACUACACCACCAUCAGGUUGAAGAACGGUUUGCUGCAGUACGUGUCUGACGCUGGUGUCGCCGGUAAGGUGGAGAGGAUUGUGGGAGAUGUUGUUUUGUCUGACGGUCAGUGGCACACACUCCUGCUUCAGAGAAACGGAUCAUCCACCAUUCUGCGGAUCGACGAGUCCAGCUCGAGAGUCAUUCUGCACAAUACGCAGGACUUCGGAGGGAUUGACGUGCACACGCUGUCUCUCGGGGGCGUCCCGACCCGAUCAGCUCAACAGAAAACCAGCCCAGGUUUUGAUGGGUGUUACGCCUAUGUGAAAUAUAAUGGAGAGAUGCUCCCUUUCAGCGGUGAACACAGGACCGUCUCCAUUUCCAAGACUGAUCCCUCUGUGAAGAUCGGCUGUCGUGGCCCAAAUCUAUGUGAGAGCAGCCCUUGCUGGGACGGGCUGAUGUGUGUGAACCAGUGGUACACCUACCAAUGUCUCCCACCAGGUGACUGCGCCUCUAACCCCUGCCAGCACGGUGGCAGCUGCGUGCCCGGCGCUCGUGGAGGCUUCACCUGUGCUUGUGAGGAGUUCUACACGGGCAGAGUCUGCGAGAGCCGGGUGGCCUGUUUGGGAGUCCGGUGUCCACAGGGUAUGGAGUGUAAGGUGGGAGCCAAUGGUGGGUUCACCUGUAGUCCGAGCGCCACCACCGAGGAGAUGGUUCUGCCCAUCUGGGCAGUUCCUGCAAUUGUGGGCAGCUGCGCUACUGUCUUGGCAUUGGUGGUUUUGAGUCUCAUACUAUGCAACCACUGCAAGGGUCGCAAGAAAACCAAAGUGCCAAAGGAUGAGAAGAAAACAAAGGAGAAGAAGAAGAAAAAGAAAGGCAGCGAGAAUGUGGCAUUCCAUGAUCCGGACAACAUUCCGCCUUACGAAGAUGACAUGACAGUCCGGAAACAGCCAGAGGGAAACCCCAAACCUGACAUUAUAGAGCGGGAGAAUCCCUACCUGAUCUAUGACGAAACUGACAUUGCACACAACAAUGAAACCAUUCCCAGCGCCCCCUGUGCUCCAUGUGCAGGACCAGAAGCAGACAUGGAACACUACGACAUUGACAAUGCCAGCAGCAUUGCUCCAUCAGAUGCUGACAUCAUCCAGCACUACAAACACUUCCGUAGCCACACUCCCAAGUUUUCCAUUCAGCGCCACAGUCCGUUGGGAUUUGCCCGCCAGUCCCCUCUUCCACUAGGUGCCACCAGCUACACCUACCAGCCGACCUACACCCAGGGGCUCCGCUCCACACCCCUCAGCCAUUCAGCUUGCCCCACACCCAAUCCCCUGUCACGCCACAGCCCAGCACCCUUCACCAAGCCAUCCUCCUUCUACCGCAACACUCCCACCCGUGAACUCAACUUGGCACGCCGUGAGGGCAGCCCUCUCGAUUUCCACAGCGAUGUGUGCCAGCCUGGUAUGUUCAACUACGCCACCCGAUUGGGUAGGCGCAGCAAGAGCCCUCAGACCAUGGCGGGCCAUGGCUCUCGGCCUGGGAGUCGUCUCAAGCAGCCAAUCGAGCAGAUUCCAUUGGAGAGCGGCCCACCUGUGGGGUUGUCCAUAGAGGAGGUGGAACGCCUCAACACACCUCGACCCAGGAAUCCCAGCAUCUGCAGCGCCGAUCACGGGCGCUCGUCAUCUGAGGAAGACUGCCGUCGACCACUCUCACGUGUCCGGAACCCUGCGGAUGGCAUCCCUGCUCCGGAAUCCUCCUCCGAGAGCGACUCCCAUGACUCCUUCACCUGCUCGGAGAUGGAGUACGACCGCGAGAAACCAGUUCUGAGUGUUGCAUUUACCAGCAGCAGCAGACCGCUGAUGCUGGAUACCAUAUUAUGA
Molecule: messenger RNA, 14549 nt
Organism: Sinocyclocheilus grahami
Lineage: Eukaryota; Metazoa; Chordata; Actinopteri; Cypriniformes; Cyprinidae
Gene: fat4
Product: FAT atypical cadherin 4
Exons: 18
Coding region: 492-14549 (4685 amino acids)
Biological process (GO): multicellular organism development; homophilic cell-cell adhesion; cell migration
Cellular component (GO): catenin complex; plasma membrane
Molecular function (GO): beta-catenin binding; calcium ion binding; cadherin binding
Source: RefSeq, a predicted model, not a curated record